Fomitiporia mediterranea MF3/22 is the source of this 1226-nucleotide messenger RNA. RefSeq lists its product as uncharacterized. The transcript is spliced from 4 exons. Lineage: Eukaryota; Fungi; Basidiomycota; Agaricomycetes; Hymenochaetales; Hymenochaetaceae. The record is from RefSeq and is a predicted model, not a curated record. Bases 497 to 1021 code for a protein of 174 amino acids.
CCCUCUGCCCUGACACUAUGUUGUUGCUUUUGUUCUCUCCAGCCCAGUCCUCUGCUUGCAAGCAUCCUCCAGCAGGUACUCUGAGUGCAACAACACAGACAAUAAACAUUGCUGUAACUCGUCUCUCUGAUCUACUGUUGCAGUGCCUGUACAGAGCCUCAGAUUGCAUGUUGUGCUACUGAGCUGACUACACUGUCCUUCAACGUAAAGCGUGCAAGCAACACUCGACGAGCACACGCGAGCAUACUCGCGACAAUGUUCAUGUACAACCACUCCUAUGGUACCACCCUCUCCUCAAUGCUGUACGUGUUCUACUCCUUCGCACAAUCCUUGUUUGACAUCACUCUUGACAGAUUUGCCCCACGCACAUUUACAUUCCUCAGUGCUGUCCAUGACACCAUUUCGAAUAAGAACGUCCCAGAGAUACACCUUUGCAAUCACACACAACGCCUAAGUUCUCUGCACCUCCAAUUGCAAGACGUAGUCAGAGCAUGUGAUGUGCACGUACAGACAUGGCUUCGCUUGCUGCUCAAAUCAGCUUGUUCAACGCUCCGGAUCCCAACCUUGGUGCACCACUUACACUCGCUGCACGCUGUCACAGCACAGCCUCAGCCUCCACAACCUGCUCGACCUCAAUUCACACACGCACGCAAUUCAACUUGCAGGGACCGAGCGACGACCAAAGCGUGGUGAUGAAGACUACAUCAAACGGCCCGAGAACACAUCCUUCCUCUUCCGUUGCGGAUGCUGUUGGGAAAAGAACGAGGCAAGAGGCAGCUCAUCAUACACUACAAGUACUGUGAGUGUCUCUUCAUCAGCAUCUACUGCCGAUUCUGACGACUACAGCGAAUUUGACUCGCUCUCCACUGAUAGUUCACUGUAUGGCUGCCUGUUCGGAUAUCCGCACACGACGUGCAGUAGCGUGCGCAAAGUGGAGAUGGCAGACCUUGGUGAUUUUGAGAUGGGUGAUGUGGUGUGCUUGCAAGGAUGGGUCAACCGCAGAUGCAGUCAUAACCGUUGAGCCUCUCAAUGCCCUCGCUUUCGGGUGGUCCGUCUGGAUCUGGUCAAGGGAUGGGCCUGGCAAUCGACACCCGUAAUGCACUCGUUCGCCGCUCGAGUCUGGUCCGAUCCCAACCUCUACCUACUCGUAUUCGCAUCACAGCAGACACAGACACUCUCAGUGACUCUGCACAAAUCUUGACGCAGGCUGCACUAUGUAUGUGUUU